Molecule: messenger RNA, 2418 nt
Organism: Beta vulgaris subsp. vulgaris (sugar beet)
Lineage: Eukaryota; Viridiplantae; Streptophyta; Magnoliopsida; Caryophyllales; Amaranthaceae
Product: inositol transporter 4
Exons: 6
Coding region: 252-1994 (580 amino acids)
Biological process (GO): transmembrane transport
Cellular component (GO): membrane
Molecular function (GO): myo-inositol:proton symporter activity
Source: RefSeq, a predicted model, not a curated record
UAAACCAAUAAAGAGUAAGAAAUUAAGGAUUAAAAAACAAAAAGGUGCCAAAAUUUCAUCUAGUGUGUUCGAAGUAGUUUCAAAAGAUGACGCAUCUUUUUUACUAAAAUUAUCCAUUUAGUUGCACUUCUAUCACACUCCCCAUAAUAAACUAAAACUACUCCUUGAAAAUCUGUAUCUUUCACACUAAAACUUGGCUAUUUUGAACUCUUAAAAAAAAAAAAAAAAAAUAGACCAGAGCAUCUGCUAAAAUGGUGGAAGGUGGAGUAAUCAAGGCAGAUAAAACUGAGUUUACAGAAUGUUUCAGAACUAUUGGAAGAACUCCUUACAUCUUAAGGCUUGCUUUUUCUGCUGGCAUUGGAGGCCUUCUCUUUGGUUAUGACACAGGUGUUAUAUCUGGGGCUCUUCUUUACAUCAAAGAUGAAUUCAAAGAGGUGGAUAGAAAAACAUGGUUGCAGGAAACCAUUGUGUCCAUGGCAGUUGCAGGAGCGAUUGUUGGAGCAGGACUUGGAGGGUGGCUAAAUGAUAAGAUAGGAAGAAAACCAACAAUUAUAAUCGCGGAUGUUUUGUUCUUCAUCGGUGCUAUAAUCAUGGCCCUCGCUCCUGUUCCAUGGGUGAUUAUACUUGGAAGAAUAUUUGUUGGUUUAGGAGUUGGAAUGGCUUCCAUGACUUCACCAUUAUACAUAUCUGAGACGUCACCUACUAGGAUCCGAGGUGCCCUUGUUAGCACUAAUGGUUUGCUCAUCACAGGAGGCCAGUUCUUAUCCUACCUCAUCAACCUAGGUUUCACUCAGGUUAAGGGGACUUGGAGAUGGAUGCUCGGAGUGGCUGCAGUUCCAGCAUUUGUGCAACUUAUAUUGAUGUUGUCCCUUCCCGAGUCUCCUAGAUGGCUUUAUAGAAAGGAUAAGGUCUCGGAGGCAGAGGCUAUCUUGGCUAGUAUUUAUCCCCCGGAAGAACUGGAAGAGGAGAUGAAAGCACUUAAGGCAUCAAUUGAGUCUGAAAGGGCAGAAGAAGGAUCAGAUGGUGGAGGUAACAUGUUAAGCAAAAUAAAACAAGCUUGGGGAAGCCAAGUAUUCAGAAGAGGGCUAUAUGCAGGUGUAACAGUUCAAGUGGCUCAACAAUUUGUGGGUAUCAAUACAGUCAUGUACUACAGCCCCACAAUCGUGCAGUUAGCUGGGUUUGCCUCGAAAAGCACUGCCUUGGCACUGUCAUUAAUCACCUCCGGACUCAAUGCAGUUGGAUCGAUUGUCAGCAUGAUGUUUGUUGAUAGGCAUGGCAGAAGACGGCUUAUGAUCAUUUCAAUGGUUGGCAUCAUUACUUGCCUUGUAGUCUUGGCUAUUGUUUUCUAUCAAGCUGCUGCACAUGCUCCUAAAAUUAGUCUUGCUGAAUCCACCCAUUUUGGAGUCAACUCUACUUGUUCUGCUUUUACCUCUGCUCAAAAUCCUGCAACUUGGAACUGUAUGACUUGUUUGAAAGCUGCCUCAGAUUGUUCUUUCUGUGCUAACAAAGGGAAUGAGUUGCACCCUGGAGCAUGUUUGAUGAACACGAAUGGCUUGAAAGCGGCAUGCCAUGGGGAACACAGAGUGUACUUCACAGAAGGUUGUCCUAGCAAAUUUGGAUUUUUGGCUGUCAUACUCCUAGGAGCAUACAUUAUAUCGUACUCCCCAGGGAUGGGAACAGCACCAUGGAUCGUCAACUCAGAGAUCUACCCUUUGAGAUACAGAGGAAUAGGCGGAGGAAUUGCUGCCAUGGCUAACUGGACAUCGAACCUUAUAGUGAGUGAGACGUUCUUGACCCUAACCCAAGCCUUCGGAUCCGCAGGCACCUUUCUCUUGUUUGCCGGGUUCUCCAUCAUUGGGCUUGUUUCCAUCUACUUCUUGGUGCCUGAAACCAAAGGGCUACCCAUUGAAGAAGUUGAGCAUAUGCUAGAGAAGGGGUUUAAGCCUAGAUUUCUUGGUAGAGUCAAGGAGGAGAACAAAAUUAGUGAAGCUUGAGUAUAUACUGUUGUGAUCAUGGUAAAAGACCAAGGAACAUAUUUUGAGAGGUGAGGGAUGACUCGCUGCUUAGAAGUCUUGGGGAUCGAUUCUCAAGCUUGACAAGUUGCCUCUCCUUUCCUCCCCAACUUGUCGAGGUUUCUUCUUAUCCAAACAAAAUAAUUAUUAAAGACCAAGCAAAGGUAUAGUCGUAAAUUAAUGUCUUUGGGAUUUGGAGGAAUUAUCGUUUGGGAAAGCCUCACUUAGCAAUCAAAAGCACAAGAUGGAUAGAAUAGAUUUCUUACAAUUUCUAAGUAUAUGUAUUUGUUAGGUUCAAGUUGAUCUUUCUUUUCUUUGUAUAAAACUAUAAAUCCAUCUUUUGGUAGUGAUUAUUUUUCAAUGGUAAGAAUUAAAGAAUCAAAAGUAAAAAAAUUUAUGGAGUCCA